Acanthocheilonema viteae is the source of this 1302-nucleotide messenger RNA. The record is from the annotation of a GenBank genome assembly. Lineage: Eukaryota; Metazoa; Nematoda; Chromadorea; Rhabditida; Onchocercidae.
AUGGAAUCGGCAAAAUCACCUCCAGAACAGAAUCUUCAAGAAUUCACUUUGAAAGAGGAUAACGAGCUGCGUUUUGAGGUCGCAAAUGGUGAUGUAAUGUUGGAGCUAGUGGAUGGGCGAGCUGAGGUUUUUGGAACCGAGCUUAUUCAGCAUAAGAAAUAUGUCUUCCCAGCUGGAUCGAGAGUAGCUGUAUUCACAUGGAAGAAAGCUGUCGUGGAACUUGUUGGAAAAACAGAAAGUGCUUAUGUUGCCGAACAAACUCCAAUGAUCAUUUAUUUGAAUACGCAUGCAGCUUUAGAGCAGUUACGUGAGCAUGCUGAAUCAGUUGUUAUGCAACAAGAACAAGCUCGUGGACCCUCAUUAAUGAUAGUGGGUCCAACAGAUGUGGGUAAAACAACAGUGUGUCGUAUUCUGUGUAAUUAUGCAGUCCGUGUGGGCAGAACACCAAUAUUUGUUGAUCUGGAUGUUGGACAGGGAAGUAUUUCUGUACCUGGAACUGUUGGAGCACUUUAUAUCGAGAAAACAGCUGAUGUUGUUGAAGGUUUUGAUAAAAAGGCACCCUUAGUAUAUCAUUUUGGAAAUCUUUCGCCUGGUUCUAACAUUCCACUAUACGAUUUACUAGUGAAGCAACUUGCGGAGGCAGUAUCGAAAAGACGAAAGUCUAACCAAGAUGCUACUUAUGGGGGAGUGAUAAUCAAUACAUGCGGUUGGGUUAAAGGAGAAGGGUAUGCGUGUUUAGUAAAUGCAGCAGAAGAGUUUGAAGUUGACGUUGUAAUUGUAUUAGAUCACGAGCGAUUGUAUAAUGAGUUACAGCGAGAUUUGCCAUCUUUUGUUAAGAUCUUGCAUCAGCCGAAGUCUGGUGGUGUUGAGAAUCGUUCGAAAGAAGUCAGAAUAUCGAGUCGCAAUGCUGCUGUACAUAAGUAUUUCUAUGGCACACGCUCAAUGCCACUUUAUCCACAUACAUUCGAAUUAUCAUUUAAUGAAGUUCAGUUUUGCAAAGUUGGCUGUGAACGAUUACCUAUCGAAUGUUUACCAUUUGGGAUGAAAGUUGAGGACCAUAGAACAAAAGUAGUAACAGUUGAACCAUCAGGAGAUUUGGUGCAUCAUCUUGUAUCGCUUUCUUUGUGUACAACUGUCGAUCAGUCAAUACUUACAACAAACGUGAUGGGUUUUGUUGUAAUUACGGCUGUGGAUAUGGAACGAGAAAAGCUAACAGUCCUAAGUCCACAACCAUAUCCGCUGCCGUCUAAGGUGCUAAUUGUUAGCGAAGUUACAUUUAUUGAUGAUAAGGAGCGGACUUGA